AUGACCUCUCUAAUCACCAUCCCGGGCUGUGUUGCCCUCCAUCUCCCCGCCCGCGGCGUGGCCGCUGUGCCCAUGGCCAGCGGCGAUCUUCACCUGACCCUCCUCCCCGCCGACUCUCAGACGCGCAAGGAGGAGAUCCUCACACUCAGUGUCGGGUCGUCUGCCUUUGUCGUGGCCAAGAACAGUCCUGUCCAGCGUAUUCAAAGCAAGAACGAGCACCCAAGCUUUGUGUUCACCCCCGCGCCGCCCGAGGGUGGUCAGAGCAUCGGCCAGGUGCGCAUUGACAUGUCCGACUCGACGUCGCCCGAGGCGUGGGAGCGAGUUGAAGAGGGAUGCCGUGCACUCGAGGCCGAGCUCAAGGCCCACAACGCGUGGGAGGACAAGGAGCUUUUCGUUGACGACGAGUACGAGACGGACGGGCCUGUGACCGGUCCCAAGGCCGGCUGGGGCGAGACGAUUGCCAGCAGCGUUAUGGGAGGCGCGUCGUGGCUCGUUGGCCGCCUCACUGGCGCGGCUGCUCCUGAGGAGACGCUUCCCACUUCUGCGCCACAGGCGCCCGGCGCGCACGCUCAUGCUCCUGUCCAGCCCCACCAUGUAGAGGAGCAGCCCGCCGACUUCAAGACGAUUGCCGCCGACUCGUGGACUCAGGCCGGUAUCGCGGCGCGCGGCAUAGGCGAGGCUGCCGUCCAGGUCGGCGGCGCGAUUGGCCAGCAGGCGCGCACCGCUGUCGGUGGCAUGCGUGAGCAGCCUGCGGGCUCCGAGAACGUGGGCGCAUCGCACGUGACCUCCCCAACGAACUCGACUGCCGCUGCCGUCCUCAACGCGCCCUCGGCGCCCACUGGCCCUAUCGGGGAGGAGGAUAUUGCGGCGUCCAAGGCCGAGAAGAAGGAGGACAAGAAGGUGCCCGUGCCGGCGUAG
Cutaneotrichosporon cavernicola is the source of this 918-nucleotide messenger RNA. RefSeq lists its product as uncharacterized. The transcript has 2 exons. NCBI's taxonomy places the organism in Eukaryota, Fungi, Basidiomycota, Tremellomycetes, Trichosporonales, Trichosporonaceae. The record is from RefSeq and is a predicted model, not a curated record. The coding region runs from base 1 to 918 and encodes 305 amino acids.